Equus quagga is the source of this 7215-nucleotide messenger RNA. It is a transcript of the gene N4BP1, whose product is annotated as NEDD4 binding protein 1. The coding region runs from base 74 to 2767 and encodes 897 amino acids. Gene Ontology annotation, biological process: negative regulation of protein ubiquitination; negative regulation of proteasomal ubiquitin-dependent protein catabolic process. The transcript has 7 exons. Gene Ontology annotation, cellular component: nucleus; PML body. The record is from RefSeq and is a predicted model, not a curated record. Lineage: Eukaryota; Metazoa; Chordata; Mammalia; Perissodactyla; Equidae.
GCGAGGCGGCCGGUGGGCCGACGCCGCCUGCGGGCUCGGGAACGGGCGGCGCCGCCGCGGGAGGCGCGCGGCCAUGGCGGCGCGGGCGGUGCUGGACGAAUUCACGGCGCCCGCCGCGAAGGCGACGCUGCUGGAGCGGGGCCGCGGCCGCAUCGAGGGCCUGUUCGGCGUGAGCCUGGCCGUGCUGGGCGCGCUCGGCGCCGAGGAGCCGCCGCCCGCGCGCAUCUGGGUGCAGCUGCGCGGCGCGCAGGAGGCGGUGCACAGCGCCAAGGAAUAUAUUAAAGGAGUCUGUGAACCUGAACUAGAAGAAAGAGAAUGUUACCCCAAGGCCAUGCACUGCAUUUUUGUUGGGGCGCAGAGCCUGUUUCUGAAGAGCUUGAUUCAGGACACCUGUGCCGAUCUCUGCAUUCUGGACAUUGGUCUUCUCGGCAUCAGAGGCAGUGCCGAAGCUGUGGUGAUGGCUAGGAGUCACAUUCAGCAGUUUGUAAAGCUCUUUGAGAAUAAUGAGAACUUACCCAACAGUCAGAAAGAAUCAGAGGUGAAAAGGGAAUUUAAACAAUUUGUUGAAGCUCGUGCAGAUAAAUAUACAAUGGACUUGUUGAUUUUGCCCACUUCCUUGAAAAAAGAACUUUUGACACUCACACAAGGUGAGGAGAAUCUAUUUGAAAGAGGAGAUGAUGAUGUUCUUGAAAUUAGAGAUUCUAAACAAACAGAGUUUACACAGAAUGCCGCCACAGGGCUGAAUGUUUCCAGAGAUGAAAUUGUUUUGCAGGAAGAUGCAAGAAAUAAAGCUGGGACUCCUGUUUCUGAGCUUACGAAACAAAUGGAUACAAUCUUUUCUAGUUCACAAGAUGUACGUUUUGUUCCAAUAAAUGGUCUAACCCCAGAUGAAGAGGCACUUUCCAAAGACAGAGUAUGUCACAAAAGGAGAUUCUCUGAUUCUGAAGAAAGGCAUACCAAGAAACAAUUUUCUUUGGAAAAUGUUCAGGAGGGGGAGCUUUUUCAUGAUGGUAAGACAGUACCUGGAAGCGUAAUCAUUGACGUAUCUGAUUCUUCUACUGAUCCUGAAAAUUUAAGUCCAGAUAUAAAAGACACUACUGAGGAAAUGGAAUACAACAUCCUCGUAAACUUUUUUAAAACCAUGGGCUAUUCUCAAGAAAUUGUUGAAAAGGUCAUUAGGGAAUAUGGGCCAUCCACAGAGCCAUUAUUGCUCUUAGAGGAAAUUGAAAAAGAAAAUAAAAGAUUCCAAGAAGAUAGAGAGUUUUCACCCGGUACUGUGUAUCCAGAGACCAACAAAACCAAAAAUAAAGGUGGUUGUAGCAGCAUAAAGGAGCUUACAGCAGAUUCCACUCCAAAGAAGACACACACUCACACACAGCAAAACAUGGUAGGAAAAUUUCCUCAGUUACCGUUCAAAGUAGAAUCAAAACCAUGUACCUCAAAUUGCAAAAUUAAUACUUUGAGAACAGUGCCAAUAGAACAGAAAGAAGAAAUCUGGAGUUCAAAUCAGAACUACGUGUGUAACAUAGACCUUGAAACUGAUGGCCCUUCACCCUCUGUUGCCCCUUCUAGUCCCAAAGAAGUUGUCAGUUUUGUUUCAAGAGGAGCUUCAAGCCAUCAGCCCAGAAUUCCAGUUUUUCCUGAAAAUGGUUUACAGCAUCAAGCAGAACCUUUGCUUCCAAAUAAUGUGAAGUCUGCCUAUGAAAACCGUUCGGGAUAUUGUAGCUCUCCUCAGUCUAAACCGAAUUGUCCACCCCUCUCUCCACCGAUGCCGCUGCCCCAGCUCUUACCUUCAGUUACUGAUGCAAGGUUGGCAGGACCUUCUGAUCAUAUUGAUUCCUCAGUUACAGGGGUUCAAAGGUUUCGCGAUACUCUGAAGGUACCCUACAAGCUGGAGUUAAAAAAUGAACCGGGGAGAACGGAUUUGAAGCACAUUGUUAUAGAUGGGAGCAAUGUUGCAAUUACCCACGGUCUGAAAAAGUUCUUUUCUUGUCGUGGAAUUGCAAUUGCAGUUGAGUAUUUUUGGAAACUUGGCAACAGAAACAUCACUGUAUUUGUCCCGCAGUGGAGAACAAGGCGUGAUCCUAAUGUCACAGAACAGCACUUCUUAACCCAGCUCCAGGAGCUCGGAAUAUUAUCUUUAACUCCUGCACGGAUGGUCUUUGGAGAAAGAAUUGCUUCUCAUGAUGACAGGUUUCUACUGCACUUGGCGGACAAAACUGGUGGCAUAAUUGUAACAAAUGAUAACUUCAGAGAAUUUGUGACCGAGUCGGUCUCUUGGAGAGAAAUUAUUACAAAAAGGUUGCUGCAGUAUACCUUUGUGGGGGACAUAUUUAUGGUUCCUGAUGAUCCUCUGGGAAGAAGUGGACCUCGAUUAGAAGAAUUUCUUCGGAAGGAAGUCUUCCCUAGAGACAUGCAGCCCUUACUCAACGCCCUGCCAAAUGUGGGCGUGUUUGACCCCAGCUUCCGAGCGCCUGGUGCCCAGGCAGCCGGCACCAGCCACCAGCCUCCGGCCCGGAUUCAGGGCACCCCACCCAGCCACUGGCUUCCCCAGCAGCCCCGCUUCCCACUUCUGUCCAGCCUUCCCGGUAUCCAGCAGAAUCUGCCCAUGCCGGCACAGAGGUCUCCUGCGGAAACCCACGAGCUGAGGGAGGCCCUCCUGAAGAUCUUCCCCGACUCGGAGCAGAAACUGAAGAUCGACCAGAUCUUGGUGGCCCAUCCGUACAUGAAAGACCUGAACGCGCUCUCUGCCCUGGUGCUGGAUUGAAGGCCGUCGGGGGCUGGCGCCCAGGGCUCAAGAGCGCACCCAGGCUCAUGUCUGCACAUGGCAGCAGGAAGUGACAUAAUGUGAAGAAAUCCAUUUCCCAGUGGAAAUACUGUUGUAGUGUAUAGAGGAAAAACGAACAGGUGUUUUGUGUAUAAAAAAAUCUGGGUUUUCAAAACCAGCUUUUUUCUAUAUAUAAAUUAUGCUGCUAUUACAGAUUUAACAUUUUCUGUAAAAGGAAAGUCUACAUUUUCUGCCUGUUCAGAACUGUUUAAUAGCAGUUACUCUUGAGUGUAUUUACAUUUUUAUGUUUUUUAAACUAUUUUCCUUAAAGCUGAAAAUAUUGACAAAUGGAUAUGACUAGCCUUUCUAAAUAAAAAAAGAGUUGCUUUCUUAGUGAAAGCAAGACCUCUUAAAGUAUAUUUUCUUGAGAUGACCAUGUCGCGUCCACUAACAUGAGGUGUGCCCACCCCUCCCAGCCUCCUCUGCCCUUGACCCUGGAUUUAGCGUUGGCAGGUGUGGGUUCUGCUCCUGUGGGUCUUUGAGCCAUUUGUAGAAGUGGAUGAGUUGUGGCGCUAGAUGGCACCUUGUGCUAGUCAUUCUCGGUGACCAGGGCCAACUUCGACUCACAGAGUAUCAGGGCUAAAAGAAACUUUAGAGCCCAUCUAGUCCAGCCCUGCUUCCGUUCCCACCCUACAGAAGAGGAACGGAGGGUCAGGGUGCUCGCUGUCUGGACAUGCCCAAGUCCACAGCUGUGGAGCGGCCAGGCAGGGGCCGGACUCCUCGUCCAGUGCUCUGACACACUCACCAGGCCGAAGCCGCGCAUACCUGACCUGACUCUAGAAGUCACGUUGUAACCUCUGAAGAUAAUAGUGGAGUGUGAGGAAGUUUAUUGAAGAGCUCCGUUAUUAUGGUAAUUUCGUGUCCACAACCUGGAAGACUCCCCAUGUGAAGUUUUUGCAACUUUGCCAAAAAGUGGCUUUCUGUUCUCAAGAAUGGCCCAAUAAAUAGCGUUAGUGGCUUCUGUGGGGGCCCCGAGCCCCUGUAUUUGUUUUUCCUGUGUCUGUCUCUGCGGUGCCCUCCCAGCCCCCUGCCUGUGCGUCCUCCUCAGCAUUGACAUCUUAGUAUUGUGUUUUCAGUGUUGCCCACGCUCCGUGCCCGUGAAGUUCUUUUCCUGGGUAAUUAAUUGUUGGCAUCUUCACUGUUCUCUGGGCCUCCAAAGGGCUCUGUAUCUUGUACCUGUUCUCUCCCCAGGCUGCUCCCGGUCAGUCUCGCAUCUGCCCUGUGGCCUGUGUCUCCUGACCCCCAGAAACAGCUGCUCAGGACGCCAUGCUGAUUUGUUCUUCGUGGUGACGGGCUUUCUUGGCCACAAGCAGAGCUGGGUGGCCCCUGGGAUGCUCCCUCCAGGCGUAUUCGAUCCCUACAUCCGUCACGGGAUGAAGCCUGAGUCCUCCAGGUGGCUAGACUUGCCCUUUAGUCGUGUUUUCAUCUUGGAUGCCUUUAAGAUGCAUCCCAAUGUGGAACUAGUUGUCAGCUGUUGCUUUGGGGCAAGUUGCCUGAGUCACCCAGCUUGUGGCCAUGGAGGUCGAAGACUUGAGGAGGGCCAAGAAGUGACUGCAGUCACAGCCCCCUCAGCUUCCAAACUGGUGGUUUCUAAAAGCACAGCAGACCUGUGAGGCCUGGGGCCGCCUCGCGGUGACUCUAAAUUUCUGGGUCAAGGUUUGGUCUAGCAGCCUUGCCAAUCCAGUAUCUCUCCUCUGUCUCAGAGAAGGACCCAGGAGGGCACCUUGACUGCCGCGGCUUUGCCACGGGUCUUCCUGGACAGAGGCUGAGCCUCCCCUCAUGCCACAUGGAGCUGGUUAGGCCUGGGGGUCAGGAUUUUUCUCUGGAAGUGACUUGCCCUUUGAAUUUUGUAAACCUCUGUGUUCUGUUGUUUCUGAGGGCUGCCUGCCCCUUUCCUCUGCCUCAGGGCUGGGAAGGAAGGAUGUGGAAGACUAAGGUGGGAGGAGGACAGAAAAGCAUUAAUUGCUUACCUUGAUAAAUUAUAACAUGAAACGUAAUUCAUAGUUCUUUCUGACAUCCAUCAAGUUUAGUUAAAUUUAAUAUUCAAAAACUCAGUUUUCAAACCAUUAAAAAAAAGCUGUCAUCACUUGUCCUCAGCCUCCCUUCACACUAGGCUCAGUGUUGAUGCUGCAUAAAUGUUUCUAGAUAGUCUGCCUGCCAUGGUCAGUUCCGAACCCCCCUUGGGCGUGUCAGCAACACGCUUCCUCGUUUCCUAGCUCCUUCAGGCUUCCAUGUCUAGUGGCUCUGCAUCCUGUAUUUCAUGGCAUCCUUGUCAAGUAGGUGACGGCACAGGAUGCCACCUUUGUUCAGUAGUCUGCGGUCUGGUGCUCAGGUCGUCCAGGGUUAAAGAACAAGGGGGUCCUGCUGAGUGACUCCCAGCCUCGUUCUUCCCCAGGCCCUAGGCUGUCUCCUCUGGGAGAAGACAGAUGUGUUUGACCUUUCUGUCAAGUAGCCCAUGUUUGAGACUCUACAAGGCUGCCAGCUAGGAAAACAGUAAGAGGGCAUCUCAGCCACCCUGGAUGACGGGUCAGCAUUGUCUGGCAGGCUUAACUGGGGCUUGGUGUGGCCCGGGACUCAGGCCUGCUGCAGCUUUUGGUCAGUAAGAAAAGGGGUGGCUUCUUGCUUACUUGGACUUGUGGCACUUGUGAAAUAUGAUGCACACAUAGAAACCCAUGUUCUCCGUGCUGCUCUUAGCAGUCGCCACCCCACGCCCCAAGUCCUCUGCCCGUUCCCCCAACCGUGGGAAAUGGCCCCAGGCUCUGGGCCCACUGAAGAUGGGACUUGGCACCAUUCUCCCCUCAGAUCCCAGCCUGCCUCCCACACACCUCUGAGAUGGGGCCUUCCUUUGAGAAUCCCUUCCCACUUCCACCUCUCCGCCAACACUUCCGUCUUCUCGCCUGGCCUUCCCUCCUGUGCCUCUGGGCUAUCUCCUCUCAUCUCCCAACUGCCGUUUGACACCCUCCAUCUCUUCAUUGUCUACCUCCCCGUUAUUCCCCACUUACUUCGGAUCCUUUAGGUUAAAAUAAAGUGACCUCAUUUCCCCUAAGAAUCGCCUCUGUCCGUUGCCCCUCUCCCUCUCCUUCCCACUCCUCACCUCCCAGUUCGUAAACGUGGAGCCCACUGCACCGUGUGGAAACAGUCUAGACGGAGUCAUCGGGGACACGCCAUUGCCGAAUUCAGAGGCCUUUUCUCCAUCCUUAAUCUUAGUGUCCCUACUCAAUGACCAUGGCAUUUGACCGUGUUGACCUUAUUUUCUCUAUUUUCUGAGAUUUCCGUCUCUCCUAAAUGGUCUUCAUUUUUCUCCUUCUUUUACCCAAAGGCCAGUCCUUAACACCCUUCUUUUUCUCGACAGGUGUUUUUAAACUUUGGACCAGCCGCGGCACGCUUGGCGGGGAGGGUGGUGCUUACUAAAAUGCAGAUUACUGCGCACUACCCCCCAGGUAAAGCCUGGAAAUCUGCAGCUUAGCCAGUUCCACAGAUGAUUCCCAUCAGGUGGCCCCAGGACCACAUUUUGAGGAACUGCACUCACCCUUAGGGAUCAUCACUCUUUCCUAACUCCAGCUGUCCCCUCUCUCAGUGACUUCUAGUCCCACCUCUGGCCCUGCCCUUCAGGCGUGUGUUUUUCGCUCUACCUGGAAGCCCUGGGACAUCCUCAGAUGAACUCCCCAGACCGUCACCCUGCGUCUGUUCCUUGCUGUCCUUUCCCAGGCACCCUGCUACGAGAUCCCCUAACCCCCCAUGUCCCUUUCUCGUCAUGGCCCACCAGUUGUGCUCUCAUGGCCUCCCUGCGGGCGUCAGCCCACCUCACGGUUCUUCCCCGCUCCGCCCCAGACACCACAGCACUGCCAGGUUUAUCUUCCAAAAACACAUUUCUGGUCACCCCUCUUCCUGUUCAGUGGUCUUUGGUGGCUCUUGACCAGAGCACCAAGUUCAGCCCUCCCUGAGCUUAGCAUCCUUGGCUGACUACCUCCCAGCCGUGCUCGAUUGCUCACUUUGUACAGCCCUGCACACACUCACUGCGGCCACACACGCGUCCUCAGCUACCUGUGGGCUCCUGCCUCUGCCUGGACCUCUUCCUGCUGGAAAUGCCCUUUCUCUCAAAUGGCUUCCCCUGCAAAGGCCCCGCCUGAGUCCUCUUUGUACCCUUGCCCAAGGCUUCCAACCAGAAGCAACCCCUUGUUGUUCUGUGGCCCCACAGCACUGUGUCUCGCUUUCAGCACUCGCUGCUCUGGCUGGAGUCCUGCAGCUGACUGUACUGUCUGACCUCCCUCUCUAGACUGUGAGCUCCUCGCGGGCAGGGACCGUCUUUGUUCACUCUCUGUAUUUCCCGUGGCACCUAGCACUGGCCUUGCACUUAGUAGGUGCUCAAUAAAUGUCUGCUCAAUUGA